GGAGGGCGCUGCGCGGCCUCGCGGCACCUCCAGCCCGCGCCCCCGCCUUCCCGGAGCCCCGCGCUCCCGGGCGCGCACCCGCAGGCCCGUCUCCUCGCGUCUCCGCCGCGGCUGCUGCAGCAGCCCGGACCAUGGCGACCUGCUCUUGGCUGCGGUGCUGCGGCGUCCUGCGCCUCCGCCCGCGCACCGGCUGCCGGAGGCUGGCUGCCAGCACGACUCAGCUCCGCGGCUACGCCGGGGGCCUGGCCGACCUCUCAGCCGAGCUGCUGCGCACUGACAGCUUUGUAGGCGGCCGCUGGCUCCCAGUCGCUGCCACCUUCCCGGUGCACGACCCUGCCAGCGGCGCCACUCUGGGCUCGGUGGCAGACUGCGGGGUGCCCGAGGCCCGUGCUGCGGUGCGCGCCGCCUAUGAGGCUUUCCGCAGCUGGAGGGGGGUCUCGGCCAAGGAGAGGAGUUCAUUACUUCGGGAGUGGUACAAUUUAAUGAUACAAAAUAAGGACGACCUUGCCAAGGUUAUCACAGCCGAAAGUGGCAAGCCACUGAAGGAGGCACAGGGAGAAAUCCUCUAUUCAGCCCAGUUCCUGGAGUGGUUCUCAGAAGAAGCCCGGCGCAUUUAUGGAGACAUCAUCACUACCCCCUCCAAGGAAAGGCGGGCCCUGGUUCUCAAGCAGCCCAUGGGUGUGGCCGCCAUCAUCACGCCGUGGAACUUCCCCAGCGCCAUGAUCACCCGCAAGGUUGGGGCUGCCCUCGCAGCCGGCUGCACCGUGGUGGUGAAACCUGCUGAGGACACACCCUUCUCUGCGCUGGCCCUGGCCGAGCUUGCCAACCGGGCGGGAAUUCCUCCCGGCGUGUACAAUGUCAUUCCCUGCUCUCGGAGUAAGGCCAAGGAGGUGGGGGAAGCUCUUUGCACCGAUCCUCUGGUGUCCAAAAUUUCCUUCACUGGCUCAACAGCGACGGGAAAGAUCCUCUUGCGCCAUGCAGCCAGUUCUGUGAAAAGGGUCUCCAUGGAGCUGGGUGGCCUCGCUCCCUUCAUUGUGUUCGACAGCGCCAAUGUGGAGCAGGCUGUAACAGGGGCCCUGGCCUCGAAAUUCAGGAACACCGGGCAGACUUGUGUUUGCUCAAACCGGUUCUUGGUGCAAAGGGGUAUCCAUGAUGCCUUCGUGAACAGACUGGCGGAGGCCAUGAAGAAAACUCUCCAUGUGGGCAAUGGAUUUGAGGCGGCCACCACUCAAGGCCCACUGAUUAAUGAGAAAGCAGUAGAAAAGGUGGAAAAACAUGUGAGUGAUGCCGUUUCCAAGGGGGCCACUAUUGUGACCGGUGGGAAGCGGCACCCCCUCGGGGGAAACUUCUUCGAGCCCACCCUGCUCAGCAGCGUCACCCAGGACAUGCUCUGCUCCAAGGAAGAGACUUUUGGGCCCGUGGCGCCAGUGAUCAAGUUCGAUACUGAAGAGGAGGCCGUCGCCAUUGCCAAUGCCACCGACGUGGGGCUAGCAGGUUAUUUUUAUUCUCAAGACCCAGCACAGAUCUGGAGGGUAGCAGAGCAACUGGAAGUUGGCAUGGUUGGCGUUAACGAAGGCCUCAUUUCCACUGUGGAGUGCCCUUUUGGCGGGGUGAAGCAGUCCGGCCUUGGGCGAGAAGGUUCCAAGUACGGCAUUGACGAGUACCUAGAAGUCAAGUAUGUGUGCCAAGGAGGCUUGUAGGAGCCUUCAGUUCUUCAGGAAAUAAAAAAAGGAAGCUUGCCCACAUAAAUGGGGACCUGUCACCUAUUGUGUUAAACAAAUUGUAGGCUGUUGGAGUUAGGAAUUUUUUGUUUUAGAACUCACCCAGUCCCUGUAGUCUACAGCAGGUGUAAGUCCCACCCCUGUCCUUUCCAAACUGGGGACCAGUGCAAGCAGUAUGGCUGUGGUGGCAUCCUGCAGGAUACUCUGAGGCCAUGCUAUGCUCCAUCUGCCUGCAGAGCAAAACUUGAGCACAGCCAGGUCCUAUAGGCUCCACACAUGGGUCCAGGGAGACUCCUGAGCAUGGCUGAGGGCUGAGUCGGGGGCACAAUAAGGACGGGGGUGGGUGUAGAUUCGGAGGCAUCACUGCAAGGGUUAAGCUUUGGUUUAGAGACCUCUGAGGCAGCACAGAGCUGCCUGGGCUUCUAAGUGAAGCAGUGCCUCACUGUGAUCCUGGAACAGUGUUUCCUCUGCAGGAUUCAUCAGCUUUAAGUGUCUGCUUUUGAUUUCCCUGAGGGGCUAGGCAUCCGCCUGGAGCAGAGAACAGCAGAGGGAGUGUUGGGAUGAAGGCAGGUGCCAGAGGCCUGGGCCUUUCCCUAGCAGCCUUGUUGUCCCUGUGGAUACAUCCACUCAGCACCUGCUGCCUUGCGUGUCAGGUGGAUAUCUUCCAUAGGCCUGAGUGAACUCUACAGCUGCAGUCAGCCCAGGAGACAGUGAGAAUACUUUGCAAAAAGAGGGAAACCCUAGUGUUACGAGCAGCCCCACCUAGCUUCCUCUUAAACAAUACAUCGUCAGGGGCCUUACCAAGCUGAGGGAAGCCAGGUCCACCUGCCUGAC
Messenger RNA from Ochotona princeps (American pika), 2555 nucleotides. RefSeq names its product aldehyde dehydrogenase 5 family member A1 (gene ALDH5A1). The transcript has 10 exons. The coding region runs from base 132 to 1700 and encodes 522 amino acids. Gene Ontology annotation, molecular function: succinate-semialdehyde dehydrogenase (NAD+) activity. Gene Ontology annotation, biological process: GABA catabolic process. Lineage: Eukaryota; Metazoa; Chordata; Mammalia; Lagomorpha; Ochotonidae. The record is from RefSeq and is a predicted model, not a curated record.